Messenger RNA from Tripterygium wilfordii, 1761 nucleotides. RefSeq names its product protein CHAPERONE-LIKE PROTEIN OF POR1, chloroplastic-like. The record is from RefSeq and is a predicted model, not a curated record. Gene Ontology annotation, cellular component: chloroplast membrane. The transcript is spliced from 6 exons. NCBI's taxonomy places the organism in Eukaryota, Viridiplantae, Streptophyta, Magnoliopsida, Celastrales, Celastraceae. The coding region runs from base 640 to 1581 and encodes 313 amino acids.
CCCCAGGUCCCCAACUAUGGUAAAAUCCAGCACAAGAGAUCCUAUGCCUAUUCCAGGGCCACAACCCAGAAGAGAAGAGGUACUCCAGCAGAUGUCGCAUCCCACAGCAACAACUACGCCUGCAAUGACUGCCACUGCAAUCCCCUUCGAGAAUUGGAGCAGCGACAUUUGAUCGGAGUUUGCAGCUCCCAAUGCAGACAAGGAUGCUCAUGUAUUAACAGCAUUCACCACAAACCCAACUGUUCCUUAAGCCCCUUACCUGACUGCAAGAGUCCUCCAUUCCAGAAAAUGAGCUUUCAUUUGCAAGGUAUGGCGGACUCCGAUGGGAAUCAAAGGUCCUCCUUGCAGAUUCAUCCAUGGAAACACAAGAGAUUCUCAACAUGAUAGAGGAAAUCUCAACCAGACCCAUGAAUCUAACUCAUGACAUUAUUUCCAAAGUCCACCCCCACCUAUCCACAUGGAUUAAGAAAUAUGGUAUAACAGAAAUGCCAACUCUAAUUUUUUUUGUUUGUUUGGAAUUGCAAGAUUACAAUUUAACCAUCUGUAUGUAAAUUAAUAUAGGGAUGAAUUUUAACCAGAUGUCAAAGGUUAUUUGAAGAAGAUAUUUGGAGAUGGCUUAGUGAUAUCUGAAGGUGAGAAAUGGGCUAUAAGAUGAGGAAACUAGCCAACUAUGCAUUCCAUGCUGAAAGCCUAACAGUACGUACUGCUACUCUCUACGUCCGGCCCGACCGCCUCUCUACCGGUUCACCCUUGUUUCCUCGACCACCGGUUCUUCAAACCCAUCUCCACACCCCCAAGACCAUCCCCGCCGCCGCGAAAGCUGGAGCGUGGAGAACACUGGUGGUGAUUCCAGCGCAGCGGCGAGUAUUGGCGGGGAGCGCAAGGGCGGGGUCUCGAGCCGAUGAUUCGGCGCCGUUCGAGAUGUCCGUGGAGAACGCGCUCGAGCUACUUGGAGUGUCUGAAGGCGCCUCCUUUAGCGACAUCCUUCGCGCCAAGAACUCGAUCGUGGCUUCGUGUAAGGACGACCCCGAGGCGGUUGCACAGGUUGAGGCGGCAUAUGACAUGCUGCUUAUGCAGAGCUUAACUCAGCGCCAAGCGGGAAAAGUUGCUAGUAGUAGAAUCCGGUAUGCUGAUGUCAAAUCUACCAAUGCUCCUGGAACAGGAUCAAUGCAGCAGUGGCUACAGGCUACUUUCAAGAACACACCUGUUUCGUUUGAGGCACCAUCGACUGGUAAUCUGGGCAUACAAGCAGGUGUAUAUGGAGCAUUGAUGGUUUUAACAUAUGUUAAUGGAGCUUCCACAUCCUCGACAGCAGCUUAUGCUGGGAGUGAUGUUCCAGGGUUGAUAUUGGGUACAAGUUUUGGAGCUUCUUUAUACUUCAUGACCAAAAAGAAUGUGAAGUUAGGAAAGGCCACAGUAAUAACAAUAGGGGGGCUUGUGGCAGGUGCCUUGGCUGGGUCUGUUGUUGAGAACUGGUUGCAAGUAGACAUUGUGCCGUUUCUUGGCAUACACUCCCCAGCUGCUGUGGUUAGUGAAUUUGCACUGUUUUCUCAACUCUUGGUUUCUCUGUAUCUACGAUAGGCGAAAGACGACGUUUUGAUCAUUGUAACUUGAAUCAUAGAACCUGUACUUAUUCAUUUGUACUAAUAUCCGAGUUUGAUAAGGAUGUAUAUCAUUGCAAUUUGUACAAAACUAUUUUGUAAGUUAUAAUGUAACUUGAAUUACAUUGAAUCAAUCUUCUUGAUUCCUAGAUGAACAGCC